Elgaria multicarinata webbii is the source of this 8434-nucleotide messenger RNA. RefSeq names its product DENN domain containing 11 (gene DENND11). The record is from RefSeq and is a predicted model, not a curated record. The coding region runs from base 1 to 1335 and encodes 444 amino acids. Gene Ontology annotation, cellular component: cytoplasm. The transcript has 9 exons. Lineage: Eukaryota; Metazoa; Chordata; Lepidosauria; Squamata; Anguidae.
AUGGUGGAGCAAGCCGACGACGCGCCGCUCCUCUUCUGGGCCGAGGGCCCGGCCGUCUCCUUGCCCGAGCCCGGCGAGCCCGGCGGCUGGGGGGUCUCUUGCGCUUCUUCGGCAUGGGGAAGCGGCGGCGGCGGCGGCCCCGGGGGGCGCCCCCAAGAGCAGCAGCAGCAGCAGAAACCCGAGCAGGUGGAGGAAGAUCAGAUCAUAGCCGUGUUCGUGGUCACCUUCGAUUCCCGCACCGGUAACAUGGUUGAAUGGUGUUUGCCACAAGAUAUUGAUCUGGAAGGCGUCGAGUUCAAGUCUAUGGCCAGCGGAUCCCAUAAAAUCCAAUCAGAUUUCAUUUAUUUCCGGAAAGGGCUUUGCUUCGGCCUGGCCUGUUUCGCCAACAUGCCGGUUGAGAGCGAGUUAGAGCGUGGUGCCCGCAUGAAGUCUGUGGGGAUUCUCUCCCCUUCCUAUACCCUGUUAUAUAGAUACAUGCACUUCCUGGAGAACCAGGUCAGGCACCAGCUGGAGAUGCCAGGGCAUUAUUCCCAUCUGGAAGCGUUUUAUGACGACAAGAAAGGGGUCCUCCCGGCUGGUGCUUCUGCUGCUCAGCAACCCAUCCAUUGGCUGCCUUCCAUCCACAGAUAUAUGUACCCGGAGAUGAAGAUCACACACCCCGCAGGCUGUAUGUCUCAGUUCAUCAAGUUCUUUGGGGAGCAGAUCCUUACUCUCUGGAAAUUCGCCUUGCUUCGCAAACGCAUUUUGAUAUUUUCUCCGCCUCCCGUCGGUGUGGUCUGCUACAGAGUUUAUUGCUGCUGCUGCCUUGCCAAUGUCUCCUUGCCUGGGAUUGGUGGGACUGUCCCCGACUCUAAGCCUUUCUUCUACGUCAACGUGGCUGACAUUGAAAUGCUGGAGACGGAAAUGUCGUAUGUGGCCUGCACGACAGAGAAAAUCUUUGAGGAGAAGCGGGAUCUCUACGAUGUCUACGUGGAUAACCAGAACGUGAAGACGCACCGUGAGCAUCUGCAGCCACUCCUGAAGAUUAACAGUGCAGACAAAGAGAAGUACCGGCGGCUUAAUGAUCAGAGACAGAUGCUGAUGUACUCCCAGGAAGUGGAUGGGGACUGUAGUUCUUGCGAAGAGGACCUCUUCAUCCUGUUCUUCAUGGAGCAGAACAACCGGAUAUUUCAGACCCUGAUGGAGGUGUCGGCCAGCCAGGAUAAGACCUUGACAGCUGACCACGCCCGGGGAAUGGGCUUGGACCCCCAAGGCGACCGUAGCUUCCUCAUGGACCUACUGGAAGUCUACGGCAUUGACGUCAUGCUGGUCAUUGAUAACCCUUGUUGUACUUAGAGCGGAGGGCGCCAGAAGGGCGAGAGACGGAGAACGCACGAGCGUGAGGAGAUGGCAGCGACUUCUUACAGACUGCGGGAUGCAGGAAGGGCAGCCUUGCCGGAACCCGCCACAACUCGCAGCGUGAAGGAUUGCCUUUUAUUUAAGAGAACUCUCUACAGAAAGUGUUAUUUAUAUAUCUAUAUUUCCUAUUAAUUAUCAUUUUCAGGUAUACCUUAACCAAGGUGUGAUUUUCUCUCAUCCAGCAUAGACUGUCCAACCAUCCCUUCCCUCUCUUUGAGUUCCGUGAAAACCCAUGGCCCUUGCUCCGCACCCCGCUCCGAAACAACCCGGCACAAGCUCCUUUUGAGAGCUCAGAUCUGGUGGCCGGGAGUUUGGGUGGUUGGGAAAAGCACUUUACUCUCUUGGGGACCAACGCAAAAAUUUUAUGCUGCUUUGAGCCUCCAUGACUCAGCUGCUGUGGACGCCCUUCCUGAUGGAGCAGUAGCAGUCCCCUGAGACUUUUAAAUUCUCCUGUGACAUUCCUGUCCCUUAUCUUCUGCAUGUCCAGAUACUUGAGUUCUGCCUGUUCUUUCCUGCUGAAUUAUGGCCAACCUGCAAGGUUAGGCUUUUGCUGUGGCACCUGGGGUGUGGGUUAUAGGGGGCAGAUUUUUCUCCUAUGUUGAUUGCUUCAAAAGCAAUAGGAAUUGACGACCCCCCCUUCUUUUCUUGACUAAUAUGGUGAGUCUUUUUUAUUUAUUUAUUUUUCUAGCUUGGUCACUGUUUGGCAGCUCCCACUUGGAGGGAUGGCCUCUUGCUGGUCCAUGCAGGCUUGUGCUUAACCUUGCAAUCGCCCUCUCAUUGAAGGGGAAGGUCCCAGCUCAAGUGAUCCCCACCUGAAACCAGUACAGUUGAACUCACCUCCUCCGCUGCUUUGCAGAAUCUGUCAGUGCAAUUUACAGCUCUAGAACUGAUGCAUUUCAGUCUUUGGGUUGUUUCUGCUUGAAUCUAGCUCUGCUGGCCAUGUGCCUUCACCUACCAUCUCGGUAGCUGUUCUUGUGCAUUGCUGCUUGGAGAAUUGGCUCCUCCUGGAUGACCAUUCUGCUACACAGGAACAGUCUUUCCCAACCCAGCACCCUCUAGGCAUGUUGGACUACAACUCCCAUUGCCCCCAAUUGAGGGCAAUGAGACUUGCAGUCCAACACAUCUGGAGGGUAGCAAGUUGGGGAAAGCUAUGCGAGAAGGCAUCCAGGCUUCUAACUGGACCUGGUUCAAUCUCCAUGGAUCUCCACUGGAGUGGCAGUGGUGAGAUUAUAUUGAAAAUGUAGGUGAAAGCAGUAACGGGGUGGUAAUCAAACUCCCGCUGGAAUUGUUUUGCUGUCGUACAGCAAGGAGAUAAAUCAUAUCUUUGAUAGUAUACGUUCCAUUAAACAUCCUUUACAGUGCUGGCAUAGCAGGGCUAGUUAGUUGCCUGGCUCCCUCCGUACUAUGCGAAAUACUGUAUUGUAUAAGCCUUCUAGAUCUAGGAUUUGGUGUAACGUGCAUCACAGACCGUGGGCAGUAAUGCACACAAAUGUGGGUUCUGCUUCCUUGUGGCUUCUUUGUGUAGCAGCUUCACUGCCUUGUGCCCAUGAUGAUGGGCAGCAUGAGGUAGCCUCGGGCCACCAUCAAGGGCACAUAAACACUGCUGAGAGCUCAGCCGGUUUCUGCAGCUCGUGGCUGAAGACGGGGCUUGUGCGGCUUUAUGGCUGCUUUGAAUCCAGUGCCUCUGAUCGUAGCAGAGGGAUGUAGAAUAGGCAACCAGCAAUCCCAGGUGCCUCUCUUCUCUACUGCCCCACCAGCUCUGAAUUUCAGCUGUUCUCUUCUACAGUUGAAGCUCUUUGAGCCCUUCCUGAAGUGAACAGCAGCUGUAUUGUAACAGCGGAGCUGCACCACAAGCAGAGAACCCCGCUGAAAGCCUCUGUUGACCUUCUGUGGGGCAAUUUUGAAGCAGGGAUGGAAAACAUGCGGCCCUCCGGAUGUUGUUGGACUACAACCCCUGUCAUGCCUGAACAUUUACCGUUGCCUGUGGCUGAUGAGAGUUGGAGUCCAAGGUUAUCUGAAGAGCCACAGGUCCCCCACCCCGGAUUUAAAAACUCCUUUGGGCACUGGGCUAGUGGGGGUGGGGGGGUGGGGAAUGAAUAGUGCUGGCCCUGAUGCCCUUGCUCAAUUCAAAAUAUAUCUCCAAUUAGUCACCAACCAGUCUUUUUUCUGCAAACUCUUGAGACUGCACAGUUUUGCUGCUUUUUCAGAUUGUGGGUGUUGAUCUCAGCUGCUCUAGCGGGAGAACCACUCUUUGCCUAGUAGAGUGGUGGAGCUGGAUUUAACUGGAGUAAGAAACAGGCUCCAUGUCUGUGAGCCUUUCCUGGUACCUGUUUCUUUGGCCAGUCAUACCUCUCUGAAUACCAGGUGUUAACCGUGGUCUUUGCAAGAAAAUGUCUCCUCCGUGUUUUGCUUUGUAGUGCUUUGAAUAGUCAUCUUCUCCCAAACGUUUGCUGUCUUGCCCUAAUUUGUUGCAGGGAGUACCUGGCGCCUUUUUGUUUUUCUUUUAAAAACACACAAAUGAACAUAAUAUAUUAAUAGCAGGAUGGAUGGAUGCAACCCUGUUUGUGGGCCAUAACUAUAGUGAUAGCAUCCAUCCUCUUCUGUAUGGAAGAGAGACCUUCCUUCUUUGUCUUAACCCUUUCCUCCUACCUCAUAUUUCGGCAGCCCGCAGACAGGAUUUUUCCUGUGCAAAGGACGAGUUAUUUUGUAUAGUGAAAUAAAAGAACUGAAAUGAUUUACAGCCGCUUUACCCCAUAAAUGACGCUGUUUUCCCCACACAUUGCUAAGCUGCAGCAGGGCAAUUGCUCUUAGAACAGGAAGCUUGGAGCUCAGUUGACAGACCGUCCAACAGAUCAUGAAGGGGAAGAGCCAGAAAGCCUCUGUUGUCUUUCUGCAUUUCUGUACUAUAUCUUUGCAUCAUUGUCCAUAAACCUGUAAUUAAUAGCUGUAAAUCUCUGAAACAGAAUAUGAUGCAAGGGGUAGAUGGAAGCUAUGAAGCAGACCUCUGGAGAAAAGUAGAAAUUAAGAAACUCACAACUUAAAACUUGUCCUGUUCCUUUUAAAAUUGGCCUGAUACAUAUUUAUCAGGUGAUGCUUUUUCACAUCAGUGUCCUGUCAUGCUAGGAAAAGCAUCACUGCUUGAUUUGUGCAUUGCAGCAGGGCCAGUUUUUUAAAAAAACUGGCAAGUGUAGGAGUGGUUUGAGUAUGAACUUUUAAAGCUGUCAGUGAAGUACUAUAUUAGGAUGACCAUAUGGAAAGGAGGACAAGGCUCCUGUAUCUUUAACAUUUGUAUAGAAAAGGGAAUUUAAGCAGGUUUCAUUUCUAUGCAUGCAGCACCUGGUGAAAUUCCCUCUUCACAACAGUUAAAAGCUGCAGGAGUCCUGCCCUCUUGACCAGAUACAAAAGAGGACAGGGCUCCUGCAGCUUUAACUGUUGUGACGAAGAAGGAAUUAUCACCAAGUGUUGCAUGCAUACAAAUGACACCUGCUGAAACUCUCCUUUCUGUACAAGUGUUAAAGAUAUAGGAGCUUUGUCCUCCCUUUCAUAUGGUCACCCUAACUAUAUCCUACUUACAAGGCCCCUUUGUAGUCCUGUUUAAUGGGGUGCAUAAGAGAAUCUUCCCCCAUCUUACAGGAUCGAUUUAUUUCCCUGGCUCCAAAGUCUGAGCAGCUUUGUAAGGACAUGAAUACUUUAUAAUCUUUCCCCACUUAUAGAAAAGUGUGUGUGUGUGUGGCAGGGGAAGAAUUAAUUCUUCUAAUAUUUUCUUGCUAGGAAACAGAGUUAAGAUCACAACAGGAAAGCAGAAAAGCCUUGAAACUGGAGAGAGAAAGAUGCUUAAAAAUCAAGAGGGAAAACAUGUAUUGCAAGAUUAUCAUAAUGGUGAGGCGCCCUGCUUGGAAACACCUCACUUUCACAGUGAAGCUGGAAUACUUUGCCUUGAAACUGCCUUUCUUAUUGGAGUCCUAUCUAAACAAGCACCUAUGGUGGUACAACAUAUACAGCUACAGCAGAGGGCCUUUUGUAGCAAAGUGAUAUGCUUCUGCCAAAUUAACAACCACUCUAAGCUGUAUACCUAAAAGAAAAAGGCAUCUUUGCUUGUUUGGCAUAAUUUUCCACUCUUGAGAGGGAGGGGCAAAGAGGUCUGCAUUGGACGCGUGCCCUGCCCACCGGGAUCCCUGCUCUGUCCCCUUCCCGCACUGACCAUUGAAAUUUCAUCAAACUGCUCACAGCCUCAAUUUGUAAACAGAAACCACUUUUUAACAGGGAUGGAGAUUUUCAGGCCUUUUCCAUCAGUGUUGCUUUAACAGGAGAAUCCAAAGCAAAAUUUGCUUUUUGUAGAAUUCUUGUCAUCUAACUUUCGGAGGCUGUAGAAGCCUCACAUUGGAAGAGCGUCACUUGAACAAGAUGUUUUGAAAAACUACAUUAGAUCCAAACUAAUGUGAAUAAGAAACUUUUAGAGAACACACACAUACUGUGUUUUGUAAAUCUCUUGUCUGUCCUCCCUUUGCAUAAGAGGGUAUUUCUCAUCUAUCUCUUCCUUCAUUCGGGUUCAGAAAGAGUACUUGCCCUGGGAUAAUCAGUGGGUAGUCGUUAACGUCCUUCAAAUGCACAAGAGCAUUUUAGUCUUCAAGAAUAGUGAAGGCUUGUGACCCAUUGCAGGCCCCAUACAAGACGAUUAUCUCAUCACAUGUCCAGUUUCUAUCUCCUUUGCGCCUCUAUCAGCUGCUCCCCUCUCAGAGAAAGUAGCAUGAGAUAAACUUCAUACUCCCAAGAUGGCAAUUGAUAAUUGCAAUUUUGCAGCAUUCAAUAUACAUGCAUAGAACACCCAUUGAAAGUUCAAAUUUGAUAAGCUUUCUUCUUAUCAAGUUUAAGAUGCAACUUUAAGCCUUUGUGCUGUGACAACCGAAGAGAGUAUCACUUAUAGGAUCACGUUGCCUGGUAAAGGUUAAUGGGAUCCAAAUUCUGUUUCUAGACUUGGGGAGAAACUUUCUUCGACAUAGUUUGAAACCCCCUCUGUUGGAUCAAUAUUGCCUGCUUUUUGUCUUGUACUUCCUUAAAAAACACUAAAAAGAUAUAAAAAAAUUUCUCAGCUCAGCUUCCUUGUAACUUAAAAAAAGGAGUUAAAAUGUAUGUCCAGUACUGAUAUACUGAAAUCUUUAAGUGCUCCAGUACAUUGCAGAACCACGAGUUCUUCUUGUGUAGUGGUGGCUGUGUAACCUUCACUAUCAUACAGGAGUGCAAAUGGAAGGUACAAGUGGGCCCCUGCAACAAAUGAUGCUGUGUGGAGUGUGCUCCUAAUUCAGAGUUCCAGGCAGGCAGGCCCUCUUCCAGGAUAUUCCAUUCCAUUCCCCCUUCCCCCACUAGUCAACAUUCCGUGCCCACUGAGGACGCUCAGUACACAGCAGGCUAUUUCUUCCCACCCCUGAAGUCUGCUGAUACCUCCCUCUUCGUUGUGGAUGGUGAUGUUUUAGCUAAAUAAGGAUCAGCAUUUGGGAAACUGAGUUUGCUAGUCAAAUGUAUGAUGUGUUAAUCAGCGACACUCCCCCUCCUUUACAGUAUGCAGCGUGCAAAUCCACUAUAUCAGUGCUAAUGAAGGAGAAAUUACUAAAGUGUUCAACAUGCAACACACACAUUGCCUUGCUUAUGAGAGUGUUUUCUAAGUAUUUCUCCAGCCCCUCUCUUAAAAGCAGAAUGGAAAAUACUUCUUUAUAAAAUGCAAUAGCCUUUUUAAAAGUGCUCUAUAUGUCUAUCGGGGAUGUCACAUUGGCACUGCUCUGUCCCUUUUCUUUAAUAUCUGUCAGAGGCAACUCUAGCAUCAGCACUCCACAGUGUAGCGAAUUUUUUAUCCAAGCACAGUUCAUACCGCUGGACAGUUCACACAGACAUAUGGAUCGUUUGAGGUAGUGGCAGCUGAAUGUGUGAACACACUUUUGAAAAUGUGUAUUCUGUGAUAUCUAGCAAUAUGAAAACAUGGUCUGUGAAGGCCCCCUUCAUCAUGUAUGUAAGUCAAAUGCUGAACAUAUAUCGGUGAACCAAGCCAAAAUAUCUACUGUAAGUAAUAGCUUGAGCUGUUGCCAUCUAUGAAAAAUAGCUUAGCUUUGAUACAGACUGAGCCACAUAAGCUUUUUACACACAUGCGCGUGCACAUCUUCAAGCCAGCUGUUUACGCUAGAGAAAGGGCAUCCGUUACCAUAGCGGGGAGUGACCAAAGCAGAGCUGCGAUUGGACCUCCUGACACUCCCUAACAAAACGUAAAAAGAAUUUGCUGCUUCUCCGAGUUUGGAUGCAGGUAACAGCACCACAGGAGAGGACUAACCUUUCUCUUUGUGCCUAGUUUCCCUGAUGAAAAUCUACCCCUACUUGCUGAAGUUGCUAUUCGUUCCACUGGGGGUGAAAGACAGGUACCUGCUCCUCUCCCUGAGUGGGGCUAAUGGGCUGGGACGGUGGGAGAAAUCUGGAUUGGGGGGGGGUGUGCUGCGAUCUCUCUUCUCGCACACUGUUGCCCUAAUUCAAUUUGGGUCCACCAAUAGCUAGGUAAGUUUCAAAAGACAGGAGAGCAAAUCAUAGAUCUCCUACAUAAUGUGCAGGUCAGGCCUAAAGCUAUUAGACUGGAACGAUUUCUUGUAAGAGGGCAUACUAACUGAAUAUACUUUUGAGUGUCACUGAGAGCCCUUUCUCUCUUCCCACAAUUAAGAGAAAAUAUAUAUCUUGUUGCAUAAUGGUUGUGACAUUCCUCAACAGUUGAUGCUGCAGAGUUUUCAGCUGACUUGAAGAGUAUAUCGAUAUCAUUUUGAGGUGGCCACAAGGGCACCACGGGCUGUGAUAAUUCUAACAUCUCACAAGUGAAUAUGCUUUGACUGGCAGCUAGCCUCUUCUCACCAUGUUGUAGCAGUAUAAAUUGUACUAGUGGCUUUCUUCAUUUCUCACCAAGAGGGAAAUCACUAAGUUUGUGAAAUGGCACUGCUUAUGUGAAGCUCAAGAGGGACUUGUGUACAUACUAUAAUGGUCUUUUUUUACUCUAUUAAAAUUCACUUUU